Messenger RNA from Exophiala mesophila, 2656 nucleotides. RefSeq lists its product as uncharacterized. The coding region runs from base 97 to 2406 and encodes 769 amino acids. Gene Ontology annotation, molecular function: microtubule binding; microtubule motor activity; ATP binding. The record is from RefSeq and is a predicted model, not a curated record. Gene Ontology annotation, biological process: microtubule-based movement. Gene Ontology annotation, cellular component: nucleus; microtubule; kinesin complex. The transcript is spliced from 3 exons. NCBI's taxonomy places the organism in Eukaryota, Fungi, Ascomycota, Eurotiomycetes, Chaetothyriales, Herpotrichiellaceae.
AUAAGAUCAUGCAUUAUUAGAGUUGAGACUGGCCAGAAAACUGACCGUGUUUUUCACGACUUCUUCACCCACACCGACAACAACUGUCCCUCCAUCAUGGACUCGUCUGCCAAAAUGCCGGCACAAACAUCUCUUUUCCAGGUGUACCUGCGACUCCGACCGCCAAUCCAGGCAGCCAAAGACAAGACGGACUCGUGGCUCAUCGUCGAACCUCCUCCAUCCCCAACAGAGAACAGAGAUGAUUUGAUCUGCUCGUUCCCCAAACACAUUACCCUCCAGCCGCCAAACGACUCGAGAAAGCGAGCCAUUGAACGAUUUGGGUUUACCAAGAUCUUUCAGGAACAUGCUACACAGCUGGAGGUUUUUGAAGAGACUGGAACAGCGGAAACCAUAAAGACUGUUUUGCAGAGUGGAAGAGAUGGUCUAGUAGCCACACUUGGAGUGACAGGUAGUGGAAAGAGUCAUACAAUCCUGGGCUCCAAGACACAGAGGGGACUUACCCAAAUGACAUUGGAUGUUCUUUUUCGAUCGAUUGGGGACAAGAUUAGACGACCUGACCAUCCUGAUCUACCCACCGAUACAGAGCUACUCCCAUCACUACAGGCUUCAGACCCAUCCGAGGCACAAAUCACCGCAGCCACCACCUUUCUUGAGUCGACUUAUGGAGAUGGAGAUCAUAGAGCGAGACUCUCGCGUGCUCAGACACCCAUGUCACGAGCCCAGACCCCGAUGACGGACGGAAUGCAUCAUUCGAGAAAGCCGCCACUUCCCCGACCGAGCACUUUCCCACAGCAUCCAGACGUGUCGGCAUUCGCGAUUGAAAUUGACCAGAAGGCGGAUUAUGUGGUCCUCGUGUCUAUGUACGAGGUGUACAAUGACCGCAUUUUUGAUUUACUUUCCAGCCCUACCUCUUCCAAUGCUCCUGCUAUGUCGACUCGGCAAGGAGCGGCACUCCAAAAAGGCCUCUUGCGGCGCCCCCUGUUGUUCAAGAACACGGAGAUGUCACCCGACCGCAAAGUUGUGGCAGGGCUUCGGAAAGUUCUAUGCAGCAGCUAUGAAGAAGCGAUGAUGGUGCUCGAGGCCGGCUUGAUGGAACGAAGAGUGGCUGGAACCGGCAGCAACAGCGUCAGCUCACGCAGUCAUGGAUUUUUCUGUAUUGAAGUUAGGAAGAGAGCUUCUGGACGAGGAUGGGGCGGAUAUGGAACGUCGAGCUGGACAGGAGGCACGAUGUCGAUUGUGGAUCUAGCAGGCUCGGAACGUGCAAGAAACGCAAAAACGACGGGGUCGACUUUGGCGGAGGCAGGCAAAAUCAACGAGAGUCUGAUGUAUCUUGGACAAUGUCUCCAGGUGCAAAGUGACUGCCAGCAGGAAGGCAGCAAACCGAUUGUGCCAUUCCGACAAUGCAAACUGACAGAACUUUUGUUCUCCAAUUCGUUUCCUUCACCGACAGCGACCGCGAGCGUCCGACAGGCGCAAAAAGCGGUGAUGAUUGUGACGGCAGAUGCUCAGGGAGACUUCAACGCCACGAGUCAGAUCUUGAGAUACUCUGCUCUUGCUCGCGAGGUUACGGUGCCUAGAGUGCCGAGUGUGACCAGUGCGAUCUUGGGGUCGAGCUAUCCUCCACGACCGGGAAGCUCGAACCAGAAUGGGCGCUCGACACCCCACGACAAUUUCUUUACUCAGCAAGAGUUGGAGCAUGCGACGAAUGAAGUGGCUCGACUGGCUGAAGAGUUUGACGCCCUGGCGAUCAAGCUAGCCGAAGAAGAAAUCCGGCGGACAGAGGUCGAAUUGCAACUGCAAGCAGCCGAGGAGAAACUAGUGGUGAUGGAACAGGAGGUCCGAGAUGAAUGUUGGACAGAGAUGGAAGAACGUUUAGAGGAAGAGAAGGCGCGCUGGAGAGAGGCGUGGGAGCAAGAGAAGAUGCGCACGGAGGCGUAUGUGGAUGGCAAACUGGAAAUAUUGGAAAAGACAACCAAGAUCACGAUUCACGAAGAUUCGAGCGAAGAGAGACGGGUUGAAGAGCUGGAGAGAGAAAACGAACAGCUUCGAGCACAGAUUCGAGCAACGGAGCAAGAAAUGCUAAACCGAAGUCCGAGCAAGAAGUCACGCACCAUGAACAAGUCACCGGUCAAGGGGUUGGUGUUGCACGAGAGCUCCAACAGCAACAUUGCAACGAAUCCAUUUCUUGCAUCGUUGAGGGCGCGAGACAGCGAAGCGACGAUCAAAGCUCGUGACAGCGAGGAUAGCUUGAGUGUGUCGGAGGUGUCACCACGGAAGCUCUCAUUGCGCAGUUCGAGUGUGGCACGAAUGAGUGAAGAGGAGGCGAAAGUACCACCAUCGACGAUGAAGAAACAGCGAAAGUUGACGACACGAAAAUGGGAUCUGGGAGAUCCAGAUUGCCUGUGAGACGGGCUGCGUAUAUGAAUGAGAGGAUGUCAUGUUGGCGUACGGUGUUUUCGAGACUUGGGCGACUCAAGCGUUUUGUAUGUAUCUUGAUUAUUCCAGGAUGACCACAGGCCUUGAACAUGGUAGAUUAUGGUUAUUGACGAAGCGAGAUAGCCAUGUUCUUUCAGUCUACUGUAUUUGGGUCACCAGUUCCAAGGUCAUCUCCCAUCCCAGUCGAACAAGACCAAAGAUGAAAUUCCAAACUCCAACC